Closterium sp. Naga37s-1 is the source of this 9745-nucleotide messenger RNA. Lineage: Eukaryota; Viridiplantae; Streptophyta; Zygnematophyceae; Desmidiales; Closteriaceae. The record is from the annotation of a GenBank genome assembly.
AUGGCUUCCAUUCGCCAAGCAAAUAAGCUCGUCCUAUCACUCGACAGCGGGUCCAAACUUACCCACGCAGACGGUGCAUGGCUUACUUUUGCUGCUUCGGUCGGUGGAGAGGGAUGGAGUCUGGCGAUGAACGCCAGGGAAUAUCACGAUUUCUGCCAGCUCCUACGGGCCGUGCGAGCGUCUGUGCUUCGCCUUGACCCCGCCGACGUCCAAGAGCCGCUCCAGAUCCAGGCACGUGGAUCGCAUGUCUGGCUCGAGGCCACCGUCGCGGCUGCCGGGCUAUUACCAGAUCUCUGCGCCGGCCUCAACGGGUCGUUGGAUGGGUCAGACCAGGCGGCAGGUUUUGAUCUUCGGUUUGGUCUAAUUGCGGCUCAAUCUGGCGCCGCGGGGGGCAAAGCAGCAGCACAGGUGGCGCAUUGGCCAGCACCCGCGGUGGCGGACGCAUUGCAGAGCGCGGGGGAGCUGUUUGGAGUGCCGCGGGGCGAUCAGAGCGACGAGCAGGACGAGGCUCGGCGGGUAGCGGCGGGCGUGUUCGUGGCGUCGUUGGAGUCCACGUCAGACACCGAGUCCCUCGUGUCUCUCGAGGAGCAGCUGCAGCACAUGCGGCAAGAGCUCGCCGCCGCGCGCGCGCAGGUGCGCGCGUCGGAGACCCGCGUGCGGCAGACGCUGGACCGGAUGACGGAGCUGGAGUCGCUCGUGGAGACUACGCGCGUGGUGGACCCCCUUCCCAGGGAAUCCAGCAGCAGCCAGGGGGAUGCGGAGGAAGGUAGCGCACCGAGUGCUAGCGCAGGUCGCGCGGAGGGGAGCUUGGCGGUGGUGGAGAAGGCGGAGGCGAUUCUGGCCGCGGAGCCUGCGGAGCUGCAGAGCGCCGCGGAGACGGCGGCGUCCCAGGGGCGCGUGGCGAAGGGGAAGCGGAAGGGGAAGGCUCCGCGGCGCACGAAGCUGGACACGUCGGGGCCGCUGCCCAAGUACGCGUCCACGCUCAAGAACUUCUGGUUCCCCGUCGCCUUCUCCAAAGACGUCGACGCCUCCACGCUGAUUCCGUUUGACUGCUUCGAGGAGCCGUGGGUGGUGUUCAGGGGCCCAGACGGCAAGCCAGGGUGCAUCCGGGACGAGUGUGCGCACAGGGCAUGCCCUCUCUCCAUCGGCACUGUGGUGGAAGGCCACGCUGUCUGCCCCUACCACGGGUGGGAGUUCAAGCCGGACGGGCAGUGCACCAAGAUGCCGUCCACGCGCCUCACCAACGUGCGAGUGCGAGCGCUGCCGUGUGUGGAGCACGAGGGCAUGAUCUGGGUGUGGCCCGGCACCGCCACGCCCACCGACACGCUGCCCUCCACCAUGCCGCCGCCCUCCUACACCGUGCACGCUGAGAUAGUGAUAGAGCUGCCGGUGGAGCACGGGCUGCUGGUGGAGAACCUCCUGGACCUCGCCCACGCGCCCUUCACACACACCACCACCUUCGCCAAGGGCUGGUCCGUCCCCAGCCUGGUCCGUUUCAAGGCGGCAGCAACGCAAGCGCUGCAGGGCCACUGGGACCCAUACCCCAUCGCCAUGGAGUUCCGCCCGCCCUGCAUGGUGGUGUCCACCAUCGGGCUCGUCAAGCCGGGCCAGCUGGAGGGGGAGGCCAGCGCGCAGGAGUGCACGCAGCAUCUGUACCAGCUGCACGCCUGCCUGCCGUCGUCACGCGGCAAGACACGGCUGCUCUACCGCAUGGGGCUUGACUUCGCCCAGUGGGUCAAGUUUGUGCCUUUCAUCGACAGAUUGUGGAAGUCUUUGGCUAACCAGGUGCUGGAUGAGGACUUGCGUUUGCGGCGCAAGCUGGUGGAGCGGCUGGGGCCCGUAUGGAGCGACGGCGAGCUGCGCGCAUUCUACCGCCUGCUGCGCGCCGAGGGGAAGAACUGGCGCAAGGUGGUGGCGGAGUUACCGGGGCGAACAGAGGAGAUGGCGGAGGCGCUCUUUAACAUGAACAGGGUGAGUCCGUCCCCCCCUCGCCCUCAGGCGCACGAAGGGAGCAGCAUCGGCGGUGGGGCUGGUGGCCAUGAUGACCGACCACUACUCCAUGCUCGUACGCCCCUCUCCUGCCCCUCCCCUGCUACUACUCCAUGCUCGUACGCCCCUCCCUCCCCUGCCACUACUCCAUGCUCCUACCGCACUUCCCCUGCUCCCACCCUUUACCUGCUCUCUUUCUCGCGAGUAACCACCAUUGCACCUUCCAACACUGCUCCUUCCCCCCUCUUUGCCCCCAACCCCCCCACAUCCGUCCCUCUCUCACUACCAUCCUGGCUGCGCGUCCAGCACGAGGCCGCAGCAGAGCACCCGCAGGCAGCGGACGAGGGGCAGGCGGCGGGGCAGGCGGGGCAAGCGGGGGCGGGGGGGCAGGACCAUGGCAGCCAGGCCGCCUCUGUCACCCCCCCUGUGGGGCGACGGCGGGGGCGCACUGUGCACCGUAGCAGCAGGGGCGGCGGGAUUCUUAGUGAGAGUGGGAGUGAGGCGGAGGGGGAGGGGGAAGGGGAGGGGGAAGGGGGCAGUGUUGGGUUCCGGAGUGACAGGGGCAGUGGCAGUGAGGGUGCGAGUGUGGGAGCGAAUGAGAGCGAGAGUGAGAGGGAGAGUAGGAGCGAGAGUGAGAGUGAGGCAAGGGUGCAGUAUCACCGGCCUCUCACCAGACGCAGAACCAACAGUGUGGGUCACAGCCGUGAGGAGAGGAGGGGGCAGGGGAAGAGGGGACAGCAGGAGGGGAGGGGUCAAGAGCAGGGGGAGAGAGGGGGGCGGCAGGCAGGGGAGGGCGCGGAGGGGAGCGACGUGGCAGGCAGUGGGAGGGGCGGUGGCAGGCGGAGUGAGGGUGGGAGGAGGGAGGAGAGGCGGGGGGUAGAGGAGGGGAGCCCGGAGCAAGGGGCGGAGGAGCAGGAGGGGCAGCAGUGGAGCGUGGGGAGAAGCACGGGGUCCAGUGCAGGGCGGGGGGGGAGUGAUGGCGCUGUGAAAGGGAAGGAUGUGCGGGAGGUAGCAGCAGCAGGUGGAAGGCAAGCAGCAGCCGCUCCUCUGUGGUCGCGGGGCAAGCGCAGUCGUAGGGCGCACGUGCCUGCUAGUGGGGGCAAGGGCGAGGGGGAAGAGGGGAGAGGGGUGGAAGGGGAGAGAGCCGGGGGAAAGGGGGAGAAGGGAGGCGGCGUGGUGGGGCAGAGGAAGAGGCAACUGGAGGAGGAGGGCGAGGGCAGGAGAAAUGGGGGCGGAGGGGAGGGUGGGGGAGAGGAGGGCAGCGGGGAUGUGAGGCAGCGUGUACAGGGAAGGAAAGCAGGGGGGCGCGGGCAAGGGGAGAGAGGGGAUGAGGAGAGGCAUGCAGGGCACGAGGGGAGGCAGGGGGGUGGGGGCGGGAUGGCAGGGGCGGGCAGGCAGAGGGCCGUGGGAACGCACACUCCUAAGAAGGCUCGGUCGGCGGUUGCUGUGGUGGGUGGCGUGGGUGCGAGAAGGCGAGGCGAGGCAGAGGAGGAGGAGAAGAGACGCUCUGAGGCGAAUGCUGGUGUGCGAGUGUCACUGUGGCCACAGCAGCAGGAACAGGAGGAGAAGGCAGGGGCACAGAAGGAGGAGGCGGGGGAGGAAGAGAGCAGAGCAGACGAGGCAGGUGGGGCGACGGGUGGUGGCAGGUUGGCAGGGAUGCAGGGGCGUGGAGAGGAGAAGGGAGCAGGGAACGAGGAGGAGAAGGACAGGGGGGGUGAGGAGAGGAGAGAGGAGAAGGGCGGUGGUGAGGGGAAGGAGGCGAAGGGUGGUGAGGAGAGGAAGGAAGGGAAGCGGGAGAAGGAGGGGAAGGAGGGGAAGGGGGGCAAGCGCAAGGCAAAGGCAAAGAGGAAGGGGGUUGCAGGCGGGGCAGAGGUGGGGGGCGGGCCCGGUGGGCAGGGAGGGGAGGCAGUGGGUGGCGUGCGUGGUGGGGGGGAGAGGGAGGCGGGGCAGCAUGCAGGAGAAGCGGGGCGAGUUGGGGGAGAUGGAGAUGGAGGGGGAGAAGGGGCUACGAGGGGCGAAGCGGGAGCAGCGGGGCAGGGGAUGCAGGAGGGCAUGGGUAGUGGAGGGGGGGAGCAUGCACGCAGCCUUUUCCAUGGUAUGAAACGGACCCUUGCGUUCUUGCACUGCCCUGCUUCUGCCUUUGCUGCUGCUGCUGAUCUUGAAACCUCCUCCCUCUCCUUUCCCCGUCGCCCCCAUUCCAACCCGAUACCCUCAGACCACCUGUCGCCUCCCCCACAGCCGGGCCAGCAGCAUGAGGCGGAGGGGGAGGGCGGAGGGGGGGUUGCAGGGAAGCAGCGCGCAGCAGACAAGCAGGGGGCGGCAGCAGCAGCAGGAGUAGCGGCAGCAGUUGGAGCAGCAGCAGCAGCAGCAGCGGCAGUGCGACCCCCUCGGCCGAGCGCCUUCAGUGUCGUGCUGCCGCCCGUGCCAGGUGCUAUGCCAGGUGGAGCGGGUGGUGCUGCAGGUGGAGGCAUGGCUGUGAGUGCUGCACCUGCAGCAGGUGCAGCGGGCACAGCAAGGGCGGAGGCAGACCCGCUAGACGACAUGCUGCGGCGCUUCCAGCACGCGGCAGCCGCACACGCCAGCGCCACCACCACCAGCAGACCUGGCAGCAGCAGCAGCACCAGCAGGGCGGGCAGCGGUGCAGUGGCUGGCAAAGGCGGGUCAGUGCCUGUGGUGGACGGUGGUGGUGUGCAGGGCAGCAGCAGCAGGGCCGUUGGGGGGGCUGGGGGGAAAGGGGCAGGGGGUGCGAGGCAGGCGGGGGGCGAGGCUAGGGCGGCCGGGGAAGGGGCGAGGGUCGGGGGAGGGGAGGUGGCUCGGCAGCAGGGGGGAGGGGGAGGAGGAGGUGGGGGGGGGAAAGCGGCAGGGGGGGGCAAGGGGGCUGUGAAGGGGAGGAGGAAGGGGGAGGAAGUGGGACAGGGCGAGAAGAAGGGGCAGGGGAAGGUAAAGGAGGGGCAAGUGCAGGGCGCAGAGCAGCAUGACCCCCUGCCUCCCCACUCCCUUGCUCCCUCCGCCCCUCCACCUGUGGCUCCCCCGGUUGCCCCUGCUGCUGCAGGGCCACGUGGGGCUGGUGGGGAGCAGGGGAAGGAGAGGCGGAAGGGGAAGGAUGCUGGGGCGAGGGAGAGGAAGAAGGGGAAGGAGGGAGGGGUGAGGGAGAGGCGGAAGGAGCAGGAGGGGGGGUUGGUGGAGGAGAGGGUGGUACUCGAUUUGAUGGGACGAGACGACAGGGAGGGCGCAGGCAGCGGCGUGAGUCCGGUGGGGUAUGUUGGGAUAGCUCGAGACUCAAGUGCAGCAGAUACAGGGGGGCAUGUGCUGCAGCAGCAGCAACAGCCUCGGCCAGUUACGGCACAGCUGCUGCCGCUGCUGCCACCCUCCCAACACACUGCCGCCACCACAGCAACAGCAGCAGUGGCAGCAACCGCUCCUUCCGUGGGCUCUAGAACCAAUCUGCUGAGCUAUCCUCUCUCCCCUUCCUCCUCGCCUUCUCUCUCCCUCCGCCUCCCAUCCGCCCUGCCCCUCUCCCCCCGACCCUCUGCAUCCCUCCAUCCGCCCGCCCCACACCUCUCAACCGCACCAGGGCCCCUGUUGCUGCAAAUGCCUCCUUCCAUACCCCCUGCGCCCAUAACCCCCGCGCCCUCCACUCCCCCCAUGCUCCCCUUGCUCCCCAUGCACCCCGCGCCCAACCACACUGCCUUCCCCCUGCACUCUGCUCCUCUGCGCCUGCCCCUCCCCAUGGGCGGUCCACAAGGGGACGGGGGGGAGUAUGGGGGCGCGCAGCAGGGGGGAGGGGAGCAGAGGGCGGAUGCCACGUGGCCGCCCAUGCCACAUCAGCCUGGGCAACACGUGUCGCCACCUCAGCAAUACCAAGCAUCAGAGAGGGGAGGAGAAACGUGGGGCAGAGCGGCACGCGUAGCAGCGCGGGGGGCAGGCAGGAGGAAGAGGCGCGUGGAGAUGUGGCAGGAGGGGAGAGAGGGCAGGGAGGGCAGGGAUGGGGUAGAUGGUUCUCUCCCCCCCCCACCACCACCCAUGUGCCUGGCAGUGCAGCGAUGGGCGCGGUGUGAGUUCUUCUACAGCGCCAUCGACCGCCCCUGGUUCCGCCACAGCGACUUCCACCGCUGCCUCGCGCUCCUCGCCGCCCCGCCGCCCACUGCCCUCCCGCGCACGCUCUGGCGCCUGCUGCGCUGCGCCAUGGGCAAGCCGCGCCGCCUCUCCCCCGCCUUCCUGGCAGAGGAACGCGCCAACCUCAACGCCUUCCGUGCUGCCGCCCGCGCCGCCCUCGCCACUGCUGCUGGUGCGCCUGCAGGAGUGGGGGCGCAAGGGGGUGGGCAGGUGCAAGUGGGGGAGGCGGUACUGGCAGUGCACCCUGGCACGGGCGUGGUGGCAGCAGGCAGGGUGGUGGGCGUGGGCCAUGGUGGGGGGAGGGAGGGAAGGGAUCAUGGGGAGGGGUGGGGGGGGGGGGAGGCGGUGGUGGUGCGGUUUGAGGAGGGGCAGCUGGGCACACAUGCAGUGGCUGAUGUGGACGUGGAUGUGCUGCCCUUGCAUGGCAUGCAUGGCGUGAUGAACCCGCCACAGCAUGGCAUGCAUAUGAUGAACGUGCCCAUGCAAGGCAUGCAAGGCGCACACCCAGCAGUGCAGAGCAAGUCGUUCAAGACGCCCACGCACAGGCCGCUGGCGGCACCGCUAGUGGCGGGGGGGAGUCCGGGGGAGGCAGGGCAGUCGAGGGAGCACGAUGUGCGUGCCAUGGUGGAGGUGGCGCGCUGCUGUGACAAGAAGGCUGCACUGCUGGCGGAGCUGCAGUGGCUCAACGCGCACGCAGAGGGGCAGCUGGGGGUGCAGCAGGAGAGGGAGGGCGAGGGGACCCAGGCAGGGGGUGUGGCAGAGGGAGGGGUGGGGUUGGAUGAGUCGUUUCAGCGGCAGUAUGCGGUGGUGCUGCUGCAGCUGAGGGACACGGACAAGCAGGUGAGCAGUGCACCGCCAGCAGCAGCACUAACGGCACCAGCAGUAGCAGCAGCACCACCACCACCACCUGCAGCGGCACCAGCAAUGGUGGCAAUGGCAGCAGCACCAGCCGCGCCAGCAGCGCCAGCAGCAGCAGCAGCAGCAGUGGACGGGGCUGGGCAGAUGGGAGAAGCGAUGGGGGAGGCGCAGGAGGAAGGCAAAGCAGAGGGGCGCUGGGAUGAGCCGGGCAGGGCUCCAGGGGUAGGUGCAGCGUGCAGACAGGGGAGCGAGGGGGGUGCGGGCGGAGGGGAAGGGGGGAAAAUGGAGCAGGAGGGUCAAGGAACCCUCCAAGGGGUGGUGGGCGGAGGAGGGAGGGCAGGGGGUGGGGAAGAGGCGGAUGCCAGCGGGGCGGUGUCAGCGGGUGUACAGCAGAUGAUAGGAGAGGCACAGCAGAGGGCGCAUGCCAUGGUGGCCGCUGCCCUGCACGCCCUCUCCCUCUGCCCCCCUGGCGCUGACCCCUCACUGCUGCUCUCCCAUGCUCUCUCCUCCCUCCCCCCUCCACAUAUUCCUCCGCCACAUUUUCCCCCUCCACAGUUCCCCUUAGCUCCACCCACCUCCAUCCCUCCACCUGCUAUCCCCCCACCCGCCACUGGACCCGCCCUGAGAAGCCCUGGCAAGCACCCCUGCCCCGUGCAGGGGGCAGGGGGACCAGCAGGGGGGGCAGGGGGAGCAGGGGGGCGGUGGGAGGAGGGGGUGGGGGCGAGGGGGCUGCUGUGUGCAUCGGAGGAGGGCGGGCUGUCAGUGACGACGGGCACCACAGGGGGCUCUGAGGCCGAUGCUGUCACCACUGGCCGUGAUGCCCUCGAUGCCCGUGCUGCUGCUCCACCUGCUGCUGCUCCACCUGCUGCUGCUCCGCCUGCUGCUGCUGCUCCACCUGCUGCUGCCGACACUCGUACCCGUUUUGGUGCUGACGCAGCAGCGGCUGCGGCUGCUGCUGCCGCAGCUGCGGCAGUCACGGGUGGGGAUGCUGCAGGCGCUGCAACGGGUGGUGAUAGCAGGGUAGCGCCAGGGGCAGCGGCAGAAGAGGGGGGGAGGAGGGAAGGCGAUGGUGGAGGCCAACACAAGGAGAGAGGCGGCCUUGCCCACCCUGCCACACCUGCCACUGCACCGGCGCCAACAGCUGCUGUUCCAGCUCCCUCACUUGCUGUCUCCCCAGACCACCACCGAGUGCUCUUCUCCCCCUCCCCCUCUUCCGCCGCCAGCCCCCCCUCCCUCCCCCUCGCCUCCCCCACUGCCACCCUGCCUGCCUUCCCCCCCGCCACCUGCUCCCCUGAUGCACCCACAGCACCAGCAGCAGCUGCAACAGCGGCAGCGGGUGCAGCAGCGGGGGCAGCAGCGCAUGUGAUCAGCCCCCACCGGUCCUCCACCACCAAGGCCCGACCGCCCCCUCACACCCUCCGCCCGCCCGCCUCCUCCCCCUUUCCCACCUCUCCUCCAGACAGCACUGCGCGUGCUGGUGAUGGUGGGGAAGGGGGGGCAGGGAAGGAGGGGCUGCAUGAAGCAGCGGUGGCGCAUGGGGUGGGGGGAGGGGAGAGGGAGGAGGGGGGUCAGAGGGAGGAGAGGGAAGGCUGUGGCAGUGGAGGCGCCGAAGGGCAGGUCCGGGCUUCUGGUGCGGCAGGGGAUGUGCGGACGGUCAUGCAGCAAUGCCUCGCCUCCCUGCUGCUCGUUCAGCGGGGAAUACUCAAGCAGACGCGCCACGGCACGAGGCGGAGGGAGUUGAGUGGAGCGGGCGCGGGGAGGGGCGGAGCGAUGUCGCGCGUGUGGGUGGCGGGCGCGCUGGCGGCGUACGCGGCGCUGAGCGCCGUGUGUUUCGGGCUGCACCUCAUCAUCAUGCACGCGCACCUGCAGCACGGCGCACACUCGCUCGCCCGCCAAUGGCCCGCCUCUGCGCCGCUCCUGCCGGCGCACCUGCAGGCGUGUCCUCCCGCCCCGGCGGCAUCCGCUGCGCAGAUUCCCGAGGCGGCAGCGGAGCAACCGGCGGUGGUGGCGGUGACCGCAGCAGCGAGCGGCAGCGCGGGGCGGGAGGGCGCGCGGGCGGAGGGAGGCGAGGUGACUGCGGCGGAGGGGAGGCAGGGGAGCGAGCAGGCGGGAGCGGGACACGUGGCGGCGUCUGAGGGGCCGGCGGUGGACGCGUCGGCGCUGUGGCUGGCGUCGUUCCGCCACAUGUCGGAGUCCGUCGAGUCCGCCGCCGCGCUCUACAACCUGCUGCUCUGCGCGCUGCUCCUCGGCGUCGUCGGCGCUAAGGAGUUGUUUCUGGGAGAGCUAUCGCUGCUGGAGAUGCACAAGCUGGCGGAGCGACUCAUCGGCCACUUCUCCUUCAAGCUGCUGCUGCUGCUAUCGCUGGUGGACGUGCUGGUGCUGCAGCCCGUGUGGCUGCUGUGGUUCGCCGCGGUCACCGCCAUCAAGAUGUUCGGAGUGGUGGGCAAGGAGCGAUCGCAGCGCCUGAGUGCAUCCCCUUCCGCGAGCCCCUCCUCGCACCUGCGCACGCUCGCCCUGCUGCUGCUCGUGCUGCUCGCCAACCUGCUGCUUGCCGUGUGUCUGCUGCCUUUCUUCGCCCCGGCGUCCCCCGCCUCCUCCCCAUCCGCCUCGCGCAAUGUCAUGUCGCCCUGGCCGCGCCUCUCCGUGGGGCUGCUCUUCGCCUAUGAGCCCCUCGUGAUCGCCAUCGACACCACGCAGACGUUGCUGCACUACUGCGUGCAUCUGCUCGAGGCUCAUUCAGACCUCAUCUCUGCGCACCUGCCGCCCGCCCUGCCGCUCACCU